CGACGGUGCACUCGGUCUUUGUCAGACCAGCAGGCCUGCUUCGUUACUCCAAAAGACUCGGUAGGCACUUGCAUCCCAGGCGGACCGUCAAGAAUGGACGCCGUUUUUGCUAUAGGCUCCAAUGGCUCGGGCCAGCUGGGAAUCGGCCAUCAAGAAGACGUCUCUGUGCCCAAGCAAGUCAUCUUCCACCCAGAUCCGCCGAGUUCUCCCGUUUGCAAGGUAGCCGCCGGCGGGAAUCACACCCUUCUUCUCACAGAGUCGGGCCAGCUGUUCUGGAGCGGCGACUCGACGAGCGGGGCGUGCGGUCUGGUUGCCGGGCCAGGUUCAAAUGUUUUCCGAGAGGUUGAGCUUGCGAGGGAGGGCGGGCAAAGUGUUGGCCAUGUCGACUUGAUAGCUGCCACGUGGGAGGCGUCCUUCAUUGUCGCCAGAGAUGAGCGCUACAAGAGCACGAGAAUGUUCAGUUUCGGCGCAGGGACGAAGGGAGAGCUGGGAUCGGGGGAGCUCAUUGUUCGAACGCCAACCGCCACACUAAUCGCAGACUUCCCGCCACCGGAAACGGAGAUUAUCGACUUGGCUGCAGGCAUGGGACACGUUGUUGCGGUGCUCAGCAGCGGAGAGGCCUAUGGGUGGGGCAACUGUCGCAAAGCUCAGAUUGGAGAUCCUGGCGCCGUCGUCUAUUCACCUCGAAAGAUCGAUGGUAUAGGAUUCAAAGCCUCUCGAGUGGUUUGCGCCAAAGAAUCAACAUGCCUCUUUGGCGAUUCACACAGCGGGGACAUACACGUUCUGGGGUCCGACAAGUGGGAACUGUCUUCCAAAGCUCCCGCGACAGUGCCGCCAUGGAUCGACGUCGGGGCUAGCUGGGGCGACUUUUACAUCCUGCAAGAAGAUGGCUCCCUGCUUGGCUGGGGUCGAGACGACCAUGGCCAAUUACCACCCCCUGGUCUCCCGCCCCUCAGAAAGAUCGCUGUCGGUAGUGAACAUGUUGUCGCGCUCUCUAAAGCCGGUGAUGUUUUGGCCUGGGGCUGGGGCGAGCACGGAAACUGCGGCCCCCAGGUUGAGAACAACGACGUCAAGGGCCGCUGGAACGUCAUCGCCUCAUCCAAAUUCAUCCCUCCUGGUUCUCAGAUCGACCGCGUCGGGGCCGGCUGUGCCACAAGCUGGGUCUGCAUCGCGAGCGACUGAAGAUCAAAUUGGGAAGCAAAGCACGGUGCAAUAGCGGGGAUUUUCAGUCAGGAAAUAGCGCCAGGCUCUUGACGUCUGACAGUUUCUGUGUCGGCUCCAGAAAUGUCGACUGACCUUCCGGUGCCUCUGUGUGCUCCUCGAUUGUGGCUGGCCUCUCUUCUACGCGGCUCAUAUGCAUGGCAGAGGGGUUCUGUCAUGUCAGCAGGACGAUAGUCCAGGAGGAAACUGGAGGACAACUUACAGGGUCAGCACUAUCAUCCCACCCCAAUCUUGCGUCUUCUUCGCCGUCGUCAUCUUCGUCUCUAACGGGCUCCCAUCCGUCGUCAUCCACAAACAAGCUUUCGGAGCGCAACGUUGGCGGAGGCGGCUUCUGUGACGGCCGCAAAUCAAAUGCUCCUAUCCGCGAUGCGCUGGCUCUAGCAGCACUGAGGUGCGGAGUCGGGUUGGGGAUCUGAGGUCGGAGCGGUGCUGAAGGCGCCGGGUGUGCCGCCGGCUGCUGUUGUGGCUGUUGCGGUACCUCGGACGGAGCAACACUUGUCCUGCGGGAUGCAGCUUCCAGGCGAGGUCCGGCGGGGUGAGUGGCAGCCUUGCGGCCCUUCUUCGUCUUUUGGGCGGGGUUGCUCCCGCGCUCGCCGACCGUCAUGAUGAGGAAUUCGCAUGAGAUAGCAUCACUUGAGUAGAACAAUUGGAUGGGCCGUGAUGGCAGCGAAUAGCGGGCGGAGAGGGCGUUGCCAGUGAUGCCGGCGUGCUGGAUGAUGGCGCGGAAGUCCUUGACUGAAAUGACGAUGUGAAGCUUGUCUUCCACCUCAAUGUCAUCGAACUCGUCCACCUCCACGGCUAUAGAUGUCUGCAGGGGCUUUUUCAAUACAGCUAUCACCAGUUCGUCAGUCCAUUGUAGGGGGCCUUCAAUCCGCAAUCGCACUUGCAGCACAAACGUACCAUCUUCGCUGACUGUCUUUUCGCUGAAGCAGGUAAAGUUGACGUGAUCGCCGUCUGUGUUUAUGUCGAGAUACUCGAUUCCCGGGCCAAAGUGGUCCAUCAACUGGCGGAGAGUGCGUGAGGCGAUGGUCCAGUGCUGCGGAGAGUCCUGCCUAUUGAACUUGGCAUGCACGGGAACGGCGACCUCGAACGGCAGCCGAUGGGUAGAGGUCAAGCCGUUCCUGAAGACAAUGCGCGCAAUGAAGCGGCUCUUGACGCCUUCGCCGUCCUCGAUGGCGACAUCGCACCGCUCAAUGAGCGUCUGCUUCUCGGCGUCCCUCUGCGUGUCGGUGGCGGAGCGGCUCCUGAAGAGCGAGAU
Purpureocillium takamizusanense is the source of this 2479-nucleotide messenger RNA. RefSeq names its product alpha tubulin suppressor (gene ATS1). The coding region runs from base 94 to 1182 and encodes 362 amino acids. The record is from RefSeq and is a predicted model, not a curated record. NCBI's taxonomy places the organism in Eukaryota, Fungi, Ascomycota, Sordariomycetes, Hypocreales, Ophiocordycipitaceae. The transcript has a single exon.